Messenger RNA from Pieris napi, 1011 nucleotides. Its product is annotated as steroid receptor RNA activator 1-like. NCBI's taxonomy places the organism in Eukaryota, Metazoa, Arthropoda, Insecta, Lepidoptera, Pieridae. Bases 248 to 859 code for a protein of 203 amino acids. The record is from RefSeq and is a predicted model, not a curated record. Gene Ontology annotation, cellular component: nucleus. Gene Ontology annotation, biological process: regulation of transcription by RNA polymerase II. The transcript has 3 exons.
UCAUCAAGUUACACUUCACAUUUCAAAAUAGAAAAAGUUUCAAUUUAUAAUAUAAUAUGGUUUGAAUUUCAAAUUUUGCAAGUGUUUUGCAAUAAUUCUUCUUUCACUUUCUAGUUUAUUGCUAACACUUAACAGUCUAUAAGAUAGCAUUUAAGUAAAGAUUAGAGGACAUUCUGUUUCUGUAUUUCUAUACAUAAUAAUUUGAAAAACAGAACUUUAUCAUUAUAUCACUAAGUGUGUACUAGUCAUGGACAACAUCAAUAAACCUCCUGAAUCAAAUGGCAGAGUGUCUUUCGAUCCUGGUUGGAACGAUCCACCAACUUUCACAUACAACGCGCAACAGCCGACACCAAAUAAACCCCGAUUAAACAAAAGAGUUGCUUUUCCACUAUCAAAUAAUGGCGAUAAUUUGCCCCCAGCUCCUAUGAAAUUACCUCCAAUGCUAUCAGCAUUACCUCCUACUCCAAUAUUGCCACCUCCUGUACAAAAAACUAUAUAUGGAAAUACAGAAGAAAAUAUGCAGGUUGAUAGUGAAAAAACCUUAAAUAAUGUAAAAGAAACAUUGUUAGAUAUUUUAAAUAACAGUACUGAAUUGGGAACUAAAGUAGAGAGUAUAAGAAAGAAAAUAUGUGCCAUGGAAGAUAUGUGGACAAAUGGAAAAAUAAAUGCACAGGUGCAGUUAAAAAUGCAGGAACUAACUCAAGCCCUUAAGGAUGACAACCCUUCCAAAGCUGAUGAGAUCCACAAAGCCUUGAUGGUAGACCAUGUCAGUAUAGUUGGUACUUGGAUGCCGGGUGUGAAACAACUUAUCUAUCACUGCAUAGCCCGAACGGAAUUAUUAGCAAUAGAUAAAGAAUAACUAUUAUAAGCAUAAAUGAUGUAAUAUAUAUUUUUAUCUAUAAUCAUAUUCAUUCAAAACAUAAUAGUGUAUGUAUUAUUGUGCAUAAAAUAAAAAAAUAAUAUAUCCUUAAAAACUGCUGUGUAAAUAAUAAAGAUCUAUAGCAAACUGUA